AUGUUAGAAUAUCCAUCGCUGCCAUCUUAUUAUGAAAGUAUUACCCAACCGCAGCAUGCAUCUGUGCAUAAACCAUCUCCACAAUUAUCAGAAAUAACAGCAAUGCAUCUUCCCUAUUCUCAUCUUCCACAGUUAGCAACGAUUGAACCGUAUAUGUUAAAUAAAUUGACCUUACUAGACAAUGAACGCAUUAUCGCACCCAUUACGUCGCAAUGUUCCGGUCUCGCUAAAGCUAAUCUUACUCAUGGUAUUCGUAAAGUGAUUCUUAAUCGUAUCAAAGGUAAAAAGUAUGGAUUGAGGAUGCGAGCCAUCAAUCAGGGUAUUUUUGUUCAAUUAGUAACGGAAGGUUCUCCGGCUGCAACUGCCGGUAUACGAUUUGGUGAUCAGUUGCUUAAUUUAAAUGGUACAGAAGUGGUUGGAAUGACCGGACAAAAAGUAAUGAAUAUGAUGAAGAAAUCAAAAGAUUCAAUAAUUCUUAUUCUCAGAGACAGACCUCUGGCCAGCAUGAUAACACUACAUAAAGAUGCAGCUGGCUUGUUAGGAUUCUCAUUUAAAGAUAAUCUUAUCACAGCAGUGAUGCAAGAAACAAGCGCUAGUCGUAAUGGAUUACUUAUCAAUCAACGAAUUAUUGAAAUUGAUGGACGAAAUGUUAUGGCUUUCAAGAAUAAAGCGAUGAAAUCGUGCUUGGACAAUGCGCCGAUGACUGUUACAUUAACGCUUAUGCCUACAGAAUUUUAUGAUGAAAUUACAAAAAAUUUGCAUCGAUCAUUAAUGAAGAAACAGAAUCACAAUGUGCCACAAUUAUGA
Molecule: messenger RNA, 807 nt
Organism: Cercopithifilaria johnstoni
Lineage: Eukaryota; Metazoa; Nematoda; Chromadorea; Rhabditida; Onchocercidae
Source: the annotation of a GenBank genome assembly